Rotaria sp. Silwood1 is the source of this 4644-nucleotide messenger RNA. Lineage: Eukaryota; Metazoa; Rotifera; Eurotatoria; Philodinida; Philodinidae. The record is from the annotation of a GenBank genome assembly.
AUGAAAUCAUCGUAUUAUUUAGAUAUUUUGCGUGGACGAUCUCAACAAUUACCUGAUGUUCGAUCAAAAAUUGUACGAGUUUUUGUUAGUUCAACGUUUUCAGAUACAUUAACUGAACGAGAUUCUUUAAUUGAAAAUAUAUUUCCUAAACUUAAAGAUUAUUGUCGUGAAAAAUAUGGAUUAGAAUUUCAGUAUGCUGAUAUGCGAUGGGGAAUUCAAACUGAAUCAGCUAAUAAUCAUGGAGAAGUUGCAACAUGUUUAAAAGAAAUUGAAUUAUGUAAAAAAUAUUCUGUUGCUACUAAUUUUGUGGUAUUACUUAGUCAUCGUUAUGGUUCACGGCCAAUUCCAGCUCAGAUUCGUGCAUCAUUAUUUGAUUUAUUAAAAGAAACUGUUCUUAAUGAACAAAAUGAAAAUCAUGAUGCUGAACUAUUAACACAAUGGUAUCAACUUGAUACAAAUUGUAUGCCACCUGCAUACGUUUUACAGAAUAUUUCAUCAAUUAUACCACAUUUUAUAUCAAAAAAUACAGAUGAAGUAAAACAAGCAGAUAAAGAAUGGAAAGAUAUAAAUAAUCGUUUAAGACUAUGCCUUCGACAAGCAGCAGAAACAUGUCUUCAACGAGAACAAAUCAUAGAACCUGAUUAUGAUAAUUUUUUUAUAUCGGCAAAAGAUGCUAAUGAACGUACUUUAUGUUUUUUACGUGAAAUUGUUGAUAUUCAAAAUCAUUUAUCAGAUGAAAAGGUACGAAAAUAUAUCGAUAUGUCAUCAGAAACAGUUAUUGAUCAAGAAGCUGAAAAAUUACUCGAUCGAUUAAAAAAUGUUCGUAUUCCAGCUGCAUUAAAAUCUCAAAACAUAUUCAAAUAUAAACUUCAUUGGUCAUCAAAUGGAAUUAACCGACAAGAACAUUCUCAAUACAUAGAAGAAUUUAAUAAUGAUUUUUAUACAGCAAUGAAAGAACAAAUAGAUCGAUGUGUUCAAUCACGUUAUACAAUUGGUUCUGAUAGUUUACAACAUGAAGUAUUAGAACAUGCUAUACAAUGUAAAACAUAUGUUGCUAAAUUUCAUGGAAGAAUUGAUGUCUUAUCUAAAUUGGAAAAAUUUGUGAAAAAUAAUAUUGAAUGUCGACCAUGUGUUGUUUAUGGUGAAUCUGGUUGUGGAAAGACAAGUGUAAUAGCUAAAACGGCAACAGAGAUAUUUAAAUGGUGGCCUAAUCGAUCUGUUUCAGUUAUUUUACGUUUUCUUGGAACUACACCAGUUUCUUCAACUAUUUAUAAAACUUUACUUUCUAUAUCUGGACAAAUUUCUGAAUUAUAUAAUAUACCAAUGACGGCCUAUCCAACUGUGAAUCAACUUCGUGAUCAACUUGAAUUAAAUCUUCUCUCUCAAAUACGUGAUAAUGAAUAUCUUCUUAUAUUACUUGAUUCAAUCGAUCAAUUACAUAGUGAUGCAUAUGAUUGUAAAUGGUUACCAAUAGAAUUUCCAUUCAAUGUUAAAUGUAUUGUAUCAACAUUGCCUGAUCAUGGAAAUAUUUUAGAAAAUUUAAAACAUAUUUUAAUUGAAAAUGAAAAUUUAUUUAUACAUGUUCCACCAUUUGAACCAUCAACAGUUGAAAUAGUUUAUAAUGAUUGGCUUGAAAUGAAACAGCGUUCAUUAAGUACAGAACAACGUUUAUUUAUAAAUAAUUUAAUGAAUAAAAAACAUAAUAUUCUUCCAUUAUUUAUGAAACUUAUGUUUGAUAUCAUAUCUUAUUGGCAUUCAUAUGAUUCAAUUGAUGAACGAUUAAAUCAAUUGAAUGAUGUUGAUGAUUGUAUACGUUAUUUAUUUCAACGUUUACAAACUAUACAUAAUAGUGUUUUAUUUAGUCGAGCAUUAUGUUAUAUGACAGCAUGUAGAAGUGGUAUUAGUCAAAAUGAGCUUGAAGAUGUUCUUUCACUUGAUGAUGAUGUACUUAAAAGUGUUUUUGAACAUUAUAUACCACCUGUUCGACGUUUACCAGGAAUUUUAUGGACACGAAUUCGAAAUGAUUUAGAUGAAUAUAUUACUGAAAAAGAAGUUGAUGAUGCACCUGUUAUUUAUUGGUAUCAUCGUCGAUUUAUUGAAGUAGCACGAGAAUUAUACAUAUCAAAUUUAAAUGAUACAGAUCGAAAAAUAGUUUUUCAGAAUGCUGUUGAUUUGUUUAAAGAAACAUGGAAAGGAAAAAAUAAACCAUUUAAAAUUGAUGAUCCUAAAUUAGUUAAUAAAUAUAAAUUAGAUGAAUCAGCUGGUGAAAUUCAAGCAAACCGUUUUACAACAUCACAACCUGUUGAAUUUAUUGAUGUUGAUGGCCGAAUACAAUAUAAUAAACGAAAAUUAAACGAAUUACCUCAAUUUUUAAGUAAAUUACCACCUGAUAUAGCAGUUCCAAUUGCAGCUGAAGAAAUCCUUUUUAAUUAUUCAUUUAUGCAUGCUAAAUUUAGUUGUUCAUCAUUUCUUGAUAUUCAAAAUGAUAUUGAUCAAUUUGGAAGUACAUCAUCUGAAAUAUCAUCCGAUGAAGUUCGAAUGGCUCAAAAAGAACUUUCAAUUCUUCAAAUGGCUUAUUUCUUAUUUGGUCUUUUACUUAAUGAAUAUCCAGAUAAUUAUGCAUUUGAAUUAACAUCACGUUUAGUAAUAUUAUAUGGUUUAAAAACUAAUAUAACUAAUUUAUUAAAACAAUGUGAUGAACAAAGUCCACGUCAUUGUGCACUUAUUGUACCAUAUUGCCAAAUACAACCACCAGGAAAUGGUUUACUCUUUUCAAUGAAUAAACAUACAAUGCCUGUCGUUGAUUUAGAUUUCACAAAUAAUCAAAUGGCAGUUAUAUCAUUAUCAAAUAAAAUAAUUGUUUUUAAUAUGGGCACAUUUAAUACAGCAGUAGACAUUAAAUUACCUAAAUUAAAUGAACCUUAUUUAAAUUCGACAACAUUACCAAAAAUGAUUAUUCGUCAUACAAAGGAAAAUAAUACUGAUAAUGAUUCCGAUGAUUCUGAUAAUUCUUCGGAUUCAGACAAUGAUGAAGAAAAAUUUAAACAAUAUGUUUUUUUUGUUAAUUCAUUUCAUCAUGUUUACCUUCUAUCAAGUCAUGGUGAUAUUAAAUUUCAUCGAACAUCAAUAAAAGGAUAUUCAACUGUUGAAAUAAUUAAUAAUAAACGUGGUUUAUGUAUACUUGUUGAACAAAAUUCUAAUACUGUUGAAUGUUGGAGUUUAGGAGAAAAUAAAUUAUUUUCUAAAAUUGAUUUAUCAUUAACAUCAUCAAUUAAAACAGUUUUACAUUCUAAAUUAAGUUCAUCAUUAAUUAGUAUUGUUCUUUAUGAUGGAACUAUUCUAUUUUAUACUCUCAAUGAUUCAACAUUCAUUCAUCGUGCUACAAUUAAUGGUGGUCAACAUUUAGAUUUAGUUAUUGUUGAUAAAGAUAAAUUAAUAUGUACAUUUGAUUCAACAAUUUCUAUUGAUUUUUCUCAUAUUGAUUUAAAUUCAAUAAUUGAAACUGAAAAAGUUUUAUCUGAUAAAGAAAUAAUUAAAACAUUAAUUGCUUUUAAUCCACCUAUAAGUCCUAAACCAAUUGAACGAAUUGUACUACCUGAUGGCAAAGAAAAUUUAUCAGAUAAUUCAAUGAAUAUCUAUUUUAUGGUUUUAACAAAAGAGUGUUUAUGUAUUGUGCAUACUUGUAUGGAACAAGAUAUAUCAUAUGUACGUAUUCCUGGUCAAUAUGAUGUUGUUUCAGUACAAGCCCAACAUCCACGUUUUAUAUAUACUGCUCGAGGUGGUAUUGUCAAUAUGUAUAAAUGGAAGUGUAGUGAAGGAGAAGAUAACGAACAUGGCGAAUGUAAUUUUUAUCAUGAACAUCAGUUAUUUGUUUCUAUCGAUAUUAGUUCAUCAUCAGUACUUACUAUAAAACCAUCCAGUGGUUCUGCAAGUAGUUUUCUAUGUUCAAUGCAAAAUGGAGCUAUUAAUGCAUAUUAUGGUUAUAAAGCACGAGAAGCUUUUAAAAAAAUACCGCCUUUACCACGUACAACAGAAUUAAUCGCAGAUUUGUAUAAAGAAGUUUGGUCACUUAUCUUUAAUUCUAUCAAUGGUAAUCGUCUUCGUUAUUUACAUUUACCAUAUCAUAUACGAUAUUGGAAAGGAGAAAAAUGUUCAUAUGAUUUCUCUGCUUUAAAAUAUGCCAUUCUUCAAUAUCUAUCAGUUAGUGAAAUGUUGACAUUUAUGACUUAUUGUCCGAAUCUUCGUCGAUUCAAAGCUUGUCUUGAUGCUCCACAUGAAGAUCUUUUUCGACAUACAAUUAUUCUUCUCAAACUCAAUCAUCUUACUUUGAAUCUUCAAGAUAAAUGGACAUUUGAAGAAAUUCAACAACUUUUAACCAUAUGUCCCUAUUUAAAACAUUUGAUUCUUAAAUUAGAAGCUCAAGGAAAAACAAAAAUUAUGUUUGAACCAAUAAUAUGGCAAACACUAUUUGAAAAUAAAUUACCGUAUAUGAUCUUUCUACGACUUCAAUUAAACUGUAUUAUUGGAUAUCGAGACAACAAACACUAUAAUUAUCAAGAAAUAUUUUAUCAUACCAAAUAUUGGCUUCAACGACAACCUCAUUUUCAAGUAACAGUCAACGAAAUUCAGCAAGAAGUUUACUGA